AAGCCGCUUCCAGCAUGGCCCAGGCGCCCACAGCCCCGGAGUCAAACACAGCCCUCCAGGGGAAGAUCCUGCAGGCCCUGCGGGAGGCCGGGACCCCCCUGAAGACGCUGCAGCUCUGCAGACUCUGCCAGGAGCCCAAGAAGACGCUGAACCAGACCCUGUACCGCAUGAAGGCCGCGUCCCUAGUCAUGCUGGUGGGCCCGGCCACGUGGAGCCUGGCCGAGGGGGGCUCAGGGCCCGGGGGCCCCACCGGGCAGGCUGCAUCCGACCAGGGACAGGAAGCCCGGCCGCAGAGACCUUCGGACCCUCAGCCCGGGGGCCGCCUUGCGCUUCCCCCUCCCGAGGCCACAUCCCCGCCCGGCAACGCGCUGGCCCUGCCCCCAGGCCCCGGACCCCUGCUCAGCGCCUCACCCCAGCUCACCGAGGGACUCUCUGACGUUGAGGAAAGAAUCUUACGGCUCCUGGACCAGAGGCCCCUGAGGGCCCUGCUGAUCGCCCAGGGCCUGGGCUACGCGAGGACCAAGGACGUGAACCCCGUGUUGCACGGCUUGCAAGCCCGGCGCCUCCUCCGCAGGGACCCCGACUCCGGCGUCUGGGCGCUGGACUGGUCAGGCGAUGCUGGAGGAAGAAGUCAGCCCCACGUGGUCGUUAUCCAGAAGCAAACGUUCAACACCAUCAACCACUGGGGCCCCAACAACCACAUUGUGGUUCAGAACCCGAGGAACAUCCAGAUUGGGGACGGCACCGUCAUGGCCAACGACUCGGCGACGCUGCAGUUCGUGUCCAGCGACCCCAGCGACCCCAGUGGCCCCCGUGACCCCAGCGACCCCCGCGACCCCCGCGACCCCAGGGCUCCUUGUGAUGUUUCAACACUGGAAAACCAGCCUGAGGAAGACGCAGCCCGGACAGGCCCCACCCCGGGCCCCGUCGAGGACGCGUCCAUGGGCCACGCGAGCGGGACGGUCAGCCCAGGGCCAGCCGGGUCCAGGGCAGAUGCAGGGACUGGGGACAGCAGGAGGGACCCCCGCCAGCUCAGGGACGCAGCCUCGCGGCCUGAGGACGAGCCCCCGUGCACCCGCCUGGGAGCCAUGACGUUGGGAAGCCAGGCGCCAGCGAGAGCCCAGGCCCUGGGCAGUGCCGUCAUGCGGGACACGAGCCCCCAGGCCCUGGACUCUGACUUCACGCUGAACACAAGCCCCCGGGCCACGGAUGCCCACAGGAGCCCUCGGGCCACGGACGCCGAUGUCACACUGGACACCAGCACCAACAUCCCUGAGGAUGGGGGCUGCUGA
Molecule: messenger RNA, 1292 nt
Organism: Sorex fumeus (smoky shrew)
Lineage: Eukaryota; Metazoa; Chordata; Mammalia; Eulipotyphla; Soricidae
Gene: ZBP1
Product: Z-DNA binding protein 1
Exons: 7
Coding region: 15-1292 (425 amino acids)
Biological process (GO): positive regulation of type I interferon-mediated signaling pathway
Cellular component (GO): nucleus
Molecular function (GO): RNA binding; double-stranded RNA adenosine deaminase activity; DNA binding
Source: RefSeq, a predicted model, not a curated record